This is a messenger RNA of Verticillium alfalfae VaMs.102, 960 nucleotides long. RefSeq names its product bystin. The record is from RefSeq and is a predicted model, not a curated record. The transcript is spliced from 3 exons. Gene Ontology annotation, biological process: rRNA processing. Gene Ontology annotation, molecular function: snoRNA binding. NCBI's taxonomy places the organism in Eukaryota, Fungi, Ascomycota, Sordariomycetes, Glomerellales, Plectosphaerellaceae. Gene Ontology annotation, cellular component: cytoplasm; preribosome, small subunit precursor; nucleolus. Bases 1 to 960 code for a protein of 319 amino acids.
AUGGGCAAGGCAGCGCCAUCCACCGACCGUCAAGCGCGGCGCCACAACCCUCUCCAGGACGACAUCCUCGCGACCGGCAUCCUGAAGAACAAGGCGCCCAAGGUCAAGAAGGGAAAGAAGACCAACGAAGACGACGAGAAUUAUGUCGACAACAAGCAGAGCCAGAACAUCCUGAGGUUGGGCCGCGAACUUGCCGAGGAGGAUGAGGGGCCGAAACCGGCAGCCAAGCCCACGGUCGACAUGUUCGGCAUUGAGGCGAGGUACGGGUAUCGAGGCGCCCGACGAGGACCGCCAAUGUACCGCAAAUUCAUGCCCGACGCAGGCGAGGAGCCGUCGGACAUGCUGAAAGAGGCCGGCUGGGGCACCAAGGGUGGGGACGACGACAUGGGCGGCGGCGGCGGCACCAAUCUGACCGAGCUCAUUCUUGACAAGAUUGCCGCACACGAGGCCGCCGAAGCGCGUCGGGAGGCUGGUCUGCCGGUAGACGAUUAUGAGCUCCCCCCCAAAGUCGUCGAGGCCUACACCAAGAUUGGCCAGAUCCUCUCUCGCUACAAGAGUGGCGCCCUCCCCAAGCCCUUCAAGAUCCUGCCGACGCUGCCGCACUGGGAGGACAUUAUCGAGGUGACCGAGCCCGCCAAGUGGACGCCCAACGCCGCGUACCAGGCGACGAGGAUAUUCACCGCCUCGACCCCCGCCACGUGCCAGAAGUUCAUGGAGAUUGUCAUGAUCGACAAGGUGCGCGAGGACAUCUACGAGACCAAGAAACUCAACGUCCAUCUUUUCAACGCCCUCAAGAAGAGCCUGUACAAGCCCAGGGCCUUCUUCCUCGGCUUCCUCUUUCCGCUGCUGUCCAGCAACUGCACGCUGCGCGAGGCACACAUCAUCUCGGCUGUCCUCGCCCGGGUGUCGGUCCCCGUUCUUCACUCCGCCGCUGCCCUGAAGGGCAUCACGGAAAUGUAA